CGCAAGUAACCCGUUUCUCGCCGAAACGGCAGGCCCGCUUUGGAAAUUGCGCCCAUUCCCAAAGGAAGGAUGGAGCGCAUGUCGAACGCCUUCGCCGUGCUGGAGCUGGACGCCGUCGACGACCGCCUCGACGGCGGUUCCUCCGCCGCCGCGCCCGAGAAGAGCAGCGCCGGCAGCUCAGCUAAGAAGAAUAAAGAGGCUAAUGGUUCUGGUAAUGGUGUGCCGAUGAAGAACGAAAAACCAGACGAGAAAAGUUCAGCGAUGCCUUUGCCUGAGUACAGGAUGCCUCUUGUGUGGAUUGACUUGGAAAUGACUGGUUUAAAUGUUGAAGUUGAUAGGAUUCUAGAGAUUGCUUGUAUAAUAACAGAUGGAAAUUUGACCAAAUCUAUUGAGGGUCCUGAUCUAGUCAUCCAUCAAAGUAAAGAAUGCCUGGAUAGAAUGGGAGAAUGGUGUCAAGAUCAUCAUGCGGCUAGUGGGUUGACAGAAAGGGUCCUUCAUAGUACGUUAACAGAGAGAGAAGCGGAAAUGCAGGUUAUGGAAUUUGUGAAGAAAAAUGUGGGAACUUAUACACCCCAUUUAGCUGGGAAUUCUGUUUAUGUUGAUCUUAUCUUUCUAAAGAAGUACAUGCCCGAUUUGGCUAGUCUUUUUUCCCAUGUACUCGUUGAUGUCAGUAGCAUCAAGGCUCUGUGUUUCCGAUGGUAUCCUAAAGACCAAAAGAAAGCCCCUUCAAAAGAAAACAAACACAGAGCAAUGGAUGACAUCAGGGAAAGCAUCUCGGAGCUGAAAUACUACAAGCAAAAUAUAUUUAAGCCAUCCAGGUCCAGACAAUGAUGUAGAUAAUGUCGUGCACCAUGCAGAGUGCUUCAUCUAGAGGUGUGAUUUCUAAGUACCCCCCGGAUGGCUUUCACAAUUGAAUAGCACGUCCUCUGAUUGGGGUGAACCGUCUUUCUUUGGGGGCUUUUUAUAUCAAUGUUUUGCCUGCUAUAUUAGGUAUAAUCCAGUCAUUUGUCAUGUAAGCUAAUGUACUAUAGAUUUUGCCAACAGUUCUGCAUGAAUUAUUUAUGAUGCACUUAUUUGUGCGUUGGUGAUUACUGGUCUGACGAUGGGUGGAUGAAGAUGAUUUCGCAUUUA
Molecule: messenger RNA, 1131 nt
Organism: Eucalyptus grandis
Lineage: Eukaryota; Viridiplantae; Streptophyta; Magnoliopsida; Myrtales; Myrtaceae
Product: oligoribonuclease
Exons: 8
Coding region: 70-831 (253 amino acids)
Cellular component (GO): mitochondrion
Molecular function (GO): nucleic acid binding; 3'-5'-RNA exonuclease activity
Source: RefSeq, a predicted model, not a curated record